AUGGCUCUUGUGAACCCUUCAGCCUUGCCCGAUGUUUCUCGUAGCAUCCCUAGUUCAAGGCAUUUCAGUUGGACAACCGGCUUUCCGUUUAUAUCACGAUUUGAUUCCCACGACAGCCUCCGCAGAUUAUAUGACCUUCACUUGCCCUCGAGAUUGGAAGAACUUCGUCUUGAAGAUAUCAAUACCUUUACAACCUUGAAUUGUACCACCCAGCACGCGAGUUCCGAAAGAGCAACUACCACGCGCGCGAGACCUUCUUGUCCGCAGAUACAAGUCGAAACUAUUCAAGAGGUCCCCUCCAGCGAAUCUUUCGCUGAGAAUGCCAAGCUUCGGAGGCCCUUCUCAAGGUGGAUGAAAUCAUUGCAUCGCCGAGUGAGUCAAAGAGACUACGGAAAUGUUUGGUCCCCAGAUACUGGAUGGGAAAAUCUCGAGUGCAGUGGAACUCAUCAGCGAUCAGUUCGCCGCAGACUCAGUCGCCGGCUCUCGUCUUCUGGGUCUUCGCUGGGUUUCAUCGAAGCAGUCCAAAGUGCAAGUAUAAGCAUUGCUAGUGCCAGUGCCAUCUCGCGCUCGCACCGGCAUCAUCGCCUUUCAAAUUGCCGGUCGCGGACUGAGCGAAGCAGUCGAGCUUCUCUGUCUGCCCCGAGGUUUUCCGAGGACAGUAUUCCGUUCGAAAAGGUCAGCAUUGAUAUUGCUGCCGUCCAGCGUUCUCUUCGGCGCCGGCAGAUUAUCGAGGAGCUCAUCAGUACAGAGGAGAGCUACAUUGGUGACAUUCGUUUCCUUAUUCAUACCUACAUCAACCUCCUCGCUGCUCUCCCAACUUUACCUGAGCGGCUACGCUCGUCUAUCAACCAUAAUCUUGAUCAAAUCCUUCAACUCCAUGAAGAAAUAAUCGGCGAACUACAUAGGGUAAUUCCGGACUCUGAGUACAGCCAAGCUGAUCAUCUUAUCGCAUCCUCCUCGAAAUCAAACAAUCCCAAAACUGGACACCGCCGAUGGUCAAGUUUAGAUAUGGUCUCAGGGGAUCAAGGCAGCCUCCAGUUGCUAGAAAAGGAGCCUGGUGUAUUGUCUGAGCCUCAGGUAGCAGCAGAUGCGGCCAAGAUUUUCAGUAAGAGGAUGCAUCGGUUCUUCAUAUAUCAGGAAUAUGGUGCAAAGUAUGAGAUGAUGAUCAAAGACGCCACUUCAGCUCUAGAAAAUCUCCCCGAAUGGGAGUUACAUCAGAAAGGGCUUGAGGCUUUCGCGUUCACCAUGGAGCCAUCACCAUCGUCCGAUAGCAGAAAGGCUCUGACCAUAGGUGAUCUUCUUGUUAAGCCUAUUCAAAGAAUUUGCAAAUACCCCCUUUUGUUUGCAGAGCUACUAAGGUGCACCCCAGUCAUCGACUGUCCAAACUCUCACAUGGAAGUUGAAACUACACUAAUGAGGCUCCGAGAGGCCACAGCUGAGAUAAAUCGCUCAACUGAGGAUGAUUUGAUGAAAGGCAUACUUGAAAAGACCUGGCUAUUGCAGGAUCGUAUCGUGUUUCCAAACAGGAGACUCGAUGCGCAUUCGAAAAAUCAGGUUCGUUCGUUUGGUCACAUUCAGUUAUGUGGAGUCUUGCAUGUAUGCUGGCAAUCGCCGGCCGGCGUUGACGGUCAGUACAUGAUCUGCUUACUCUAUAAAGACGUCCUCUGUCUGGCCUCUGGGGGAAAGUUUGAUCCUAUCUACACGAUUAUGGCCUGUAUCGAUGUACAUUGUUCAGCGGUUGAAGAUGCUGACAAUGGGCGCGGCUUGCAAUGCCACCUAGCUCCCUUCUCUUGGAAGCUUGUUUUCGAGAGCGACCAUCAACUUUACGAGGUGGUAAUGACGGCAUGUACGUCAAGAGAGGAGAACGAAUGGCGAACCCGGUUGCAGCAACCACUGUGUCUAGAGCCAGUUGGUAGAUCUCCUGGUCUGCAAAUAUUUCUCUCUCUUGACAUCCAAAGUCUAGGCACUGUGUUUGGACGGCCUGGAAGUAUCGCGAGGAGUCUGUCGACGCAUCAGGCAUCUGUGGGAAGCCCGGAGUCAUCCCUGUGCCAUGUCAUUCUCAAGAAUACAAGUACCAUGAAAUCUAGCAGUGGUAUUGGCUCUGGAGCUGGCCUCCAUCGUUCACAGUCUUUGUUAUCAACAAAAGUCAGAACGCCAGUCCUGGUUCCAUCUCGUAGUGAAAGAGCGCGGCUGGAGGUGCUUCUCUCAGACGUCUGGAGUCAAGAUGUUCUUCCCCUUCCUAGCAUGACGAACAUUGCACGGAAUGAGCAGAUGAUCAGGAGAACGAUCGAGGACCCAUCGAGUGAAGACCAGAUCCGCCAGACAAGUUUUUCAAGUGAUAGUGGUUUUGACAUCUUUGACAAGGCUGGUCGUGAGGAGAGCUCACACUCGUACACAAGUAAAGGCUCAGCGCUCCCAGAGACUCGAGAGCUAAGUGAGGAGGAUGAUCAUGUAUCGGACAUGUCUCCGAGGCUGGAGCUCACUCAGAUAUCUGAACUCGAACCUCUCAAUUUGAUUGAGAUUAUGUCAGACAAGCAGCUGCAAAGCGAGGCAGAAAACACACCCGCUCUACAAGACUGUAUGACAAACAGGCUCCAGAUCAAUUCUCCACAAAAUGGUUCUAGAACAGCAACGCACUCUGUUGCGAAGGAGAACCUGUCUCGCUUGGCUAAUGCCACCGCCGUGCAGAGCACAGAUGUUCUAUGGGGGAAAGAGAAAGGCUCAAAAAACGAAAAGAAGUGCACUGGCAUUCGCAGAUUCUUUCGGUGA
Fusarium mangiferae is the source of this 2769-nucleotide messenger RNA. RefSeq lists its product as uncharacterized. Bases 1 to 2769 code for a protein of 922 amino acids. The transcript has 8 exons. Gene Ontology annotation, molecular function: guanyl-nucleotide exchange factor activity. Gene Ontology annotation, cellular component: cytoplasm. Lineage: Eukaryota; Fungi; Ascomycota; Sordariomycetes; Hypocreales; Nectriaceae. The record is from RefSeq and is a predicted model, not a curated record. Gene Ontology annotation, biological process: regulation of GTPase activity.